Molecule: messenger RNA, 1654 nt
Organism: Glycine soja
Lineage: Eukaryota; Viridiplantae; Streptophyta; Magnoliopsida; Fabales; Fabaceae
Product: O-fucosyltransferase 13-like
Exons: 6
Coding region: 101-1429 (442 amino acids)
Cellular component (GO): cytoplasm
Source: RefSeq, a predicted model, not a curated record
AUAAUAAUGCAGUAAAUACAUAGCGCAAAGCGAGUUUCCAACGUCAUUCCGCCGUCGUCGCAAUCGCAGGGAUCCAUCAUCACAAGUUCCGUGAAAUCAAAUGGUCGUUUUCUCUGUGAAACCUUUCUUCAGAAUUCUCGUUGUCUCCCUCUCACUCCUCUUCCUUCUCGCACUGCAAUUGCCUUCUUCCCUUUUCUCUCAAGUUCACAUUUAUGGGGAACCCUCCUUAGGGGAGGUGGAUAUAUGGAGUGUUCGGAGACUCAUGGAAUGGAGACCUUGCAAUUGGUGGCUACAAGGCCGUCAAACAGGUGCAGCUCUACCAUUAGAAACUUAUGGAUAUAUCAGAGUGGAUUGCUAUGGGGGGCUCAAUCAGAUGCGAAGAGAUUUCUGUGAUGGUGUGGGCAUUGCUCGUCUGUUAAAUGCAACCCUUGUCUUGCCGAAGUUUGAAGUGGCUUCAUAUUGGAAUGAAACAAGUGGUUUUGCAGAUGUAUAUGAUGUAGAUUACUUUAUACAGCAUAUGAAUGGCUUUGUCAAAGUUGUCAAAGAGUUACCACCAGAGAUUGCUUCAAAAGAACCAGUUCGAGUGGACUGUAGCAAACGGAAAGGCCAAUUUGAUUAUGUUGAAAGCGUUCUUCCAUCUUUGUUGAAACACAAGUACAUUUCAAUCACACCAGCAAUGUCUCAAAGAAGGGACAGAUACCCUUUGUAUGCAAAAGCUGCUCUCUGUCAAGCUUGUUACAAGGCAUUGCGUCUCACCAGAUCCUUGGAAAUGAAAGCCUCUCAGCUUCUAGAUGCAAUACCUAAACCCUUUUUGUCUCUUCAUCUUCGUUUUGAGCCAGACAUGGUUGCUUACAGCCAGUGCGAGUAUCCAGACCUUUCUCCUGCUUCCAUGAAAGCCAUAGAAGCAGCACAAGUGGACAGAAAACCAUGGACUGGAGAGUUAGCCCGUGUUUGGAGACUACGUGGGAAAUGUCCACUUACGCCUAAUGAGACAGCUUUAAUACUUCAAUCUCUUUCCAUCCCACCAACCACAAAUAUAUACCUGGCAGCUGGAGAUGGUUUGAUGGAAAUUGAAGGUUUGACAGAUACCUACACCAACAUAGUUACCAAAUCAAGUAUUCUCAGUAGAGAAGACUUCACAAGCAUGCAUGGCAAUACAAAAGCUGCUUUGGAUUAUUAUGUAUCUAUUAACAGUGAUUCAUAUAUAGCCACAUAUUUUGGGAACAUGGAUAAGAUGGUUGCAGCAAUGAGAGCUUUCAAUGGUUUAUACAAGACUCUAUUUUUGAGCAGAAGAGGUUUUGCACAAUUAACCUCACAGGGUCUUAGAGGAAAGAAGUUGAUGCAAGCACUAUGGAAGCUUCACAGAGAUGAUUUUGCCAAUGGAAGAGGCUCUGCUCUGUCCGAGUGUUUUUGCGAAUUCAAGUUGUGAUUUUGGAUCUCGGAUUCAUCAUUUUUGUAGUUUUGACAUUAUUAAUUUAAUUUGGCUUUUCACUUUUCAGGAAGGCACUUCUUAGCUUCUGUCAGCUUGUUUAUUAUUUUGUAUUGAUGUGAUGCUUUUUAAUCCUAUCACUAAUGAAAAUUUUGGCACACGAUUGGUGUAAGAACACGAGUGAAAUUAUUACACAAUUAGAAAUAUCCAUCCUGUUAUUGAUCA